CCGGCAAUGGACUCAAGAGCAAACUUCAGCCUCACUCUCCCCGGACGUAUUUUCAGCGCUUUUUCCCGCAAAACAGCACACCCGACAUCAUCAGAUCAUUGACAAAUAUUGUGCUCCUGACAAACUCGCAAGCUACGUACAGACGGGGAGAAGGCCUACUCAUUGAAAAUUUUCAAGCGUAGCCUACGGUGCAGGACCUGAGGAAAACGAGAAGCCGGCAGUAAGCAUGGAGGACCUUGCAGCCAAGCGCAGGCAGAUCCAAAAAGAGAUCACAGAGCUGGAGCUUUCUCUUAGCCAAGAUGUGCGUGGCGUGGACGAGGAAAUACUAUCACCAGAUGAUGAAAAUGGCACAGAAAGCAUCAUGGAAAGUAGUGGGGAGGACAGUGACGACGAGGCCUUCAGCCUGCCCCCGGACGCAGAGACCUGCCUGCAGAUGAACUUGGUGUACCAGGACGUGCUGGAGGAGAAGCUGACCGAGCUGGAGCGCCUGCUGUCUGAGAAUAAGGAGCAGCAGCGGGAGGUCAUGGUGCAGGUGUCUGGCCCAACCCCACAAGCUACAACCUCUGGACUACCCGCCCUGAAGCUUUUUCUGGGAAACUUCAUGAAGCCAUACUUCAAGGACAAAGUCACAGGACUGGGUCCUCCUGCCAAUCCAGAGACUAGAGACAAGAUGAACAUGGGGACAAGAACUUAUGAUGAGAUGAAGAUAAGAAGAUGGGAGGGCUGGCAGAAGACUCUGCUGGUCAGCUCCAUUGUAAGUGACACCAUGAAGCGGUUGCUGCAGCCUAAGCUUUUCAAAUUGGAAUACCUGAAUGAAAAAAUGGGAAAAGCAGAAGACAUGGAAAAACAAAUUCUUCAGAAACAAAUCAAUCAAAUAGAGAGGGAGAUUGAUGACAUCAGCUCAUUGAGUGAGGAGCAGCUGAUGGGGAAUCGGCAUGACGACCAUGACUGGGAGAAAAUUUCAAAUAUUGACUUUGAGGGUACACGUAGUGCUGAUGACAUUCAGAAGUUCUGGGAGAACUACCUGCAUCCCAGUGUUAAUAAGUCAUCUUGGAAAGAAGAUGAGAUUGAGAAGCUCAAGGGCAUUGUGGAGAAUAUGAACUAUUGCAAAUGGGAUAAAAUUGCAGAGGGACUUGGGACGAACAGAACCGCCUUCAUGUGCCUCCAGACCCACCAGCGUUAUAUCCACAAAGGCUUCAAGAAAAAGCUCUGGUCCAAAGAAGAGGACCAGGUCCUGAGAGAGCUGGUGGAGAAGAUGCGUAUUGGGAACUUCAUCCCAUACACCCAGAUUUCUUACUUCAUGGAGGGCCGGGAAGCUGCCCAGUUGGUCUAUCGCUGGACUCAGGUUUUGGAGCCCAGCCUUCGGAAAGGCCCUUGGACCAAGGUUGAGGAUGAGAUGUUGCUGAAGGCAGUGGCAAAGUAUGGUGUCCGUGACUGGUGGAAAAUACGGACCGAGGUGCCGGGCAGGACCGAUGCUCAGUGCAGGGAGAGAUACCUGGACUGCCUGACCGAGGACGUGAAAAAGGGCCGAUGGAGCCCGGAGGAGGAGGCCAUGCUGAUAAUGUUGGUGGGGAAGUACGGAGCAGGCCGAUGGGCCAAAAUUGCGUCAGAGAUGCCGAACAGGAUUGACUGUCAAUGCUUGCAAAAAUGGAAGAUAAUGACAGGAUAUCCGCGUAUGGCCAAAAGAUGGAUUAAAAAAGAACCUCCAAAAAAGAGGGAAAAGAAGAGGAAAAAGCCUGAGACGGUGAAAAGGGAGGACGAGGAAGAGGACGCCAUGACGAGCUCAGAGGAGGCGGCACUUUGUCUUUCCAGCGAUGAAGAGUUAAAGGAUCUGGAUGACGAUCAGGAGUCCAACCUGGAAAUGGAGCUGAGGGAAGAGUACAUUCUACCCAGCAUGGAGAAGUGGAUCCCCAAAAAGUCUGGCAUGUUCCCCCACCUGGGCCUACGGGCUGUCCGGGCCGCCCCGGCCGCCCCGGCGGGUAACAAGCCGCCCCUGAGCCGAGCCGCUCUCGGACGUCCGUGUUCAGGGAGCCGCUGGCGCUCCCUGGCCUCUGCCCCUGGCGCGCGGUGGACCGCUCUCGACCGCUUCGGCUGCCCCUUACACACCCGCACGGGAGCGGCCUCUCUAGAACAGCAGAUGAAAGAGGAUCAACAUUCUGAAAGUGAUAUGAUCACAGUGUCACUCAGCGAGGUGAGGAAUCUCCUGCGUUGGAAUGGAGGCUCUCAAAUGAAACAGAGGUGUAAGCUCUCCCGGUUGCCCCGGAGGAAGGCUAAUGAGAAGAGCAGAAAGAAGGGCACUGUGGCCCGUGAGGGGCCAGGCAGCGUCACUCAUCCCUCAUGGCGUCCCAGAGCCAGCGUCGCCCAUCACGUGUGCAGCACCUCCUGCACCACGCAGAACGACGAGGUUCUGCUCGCCAUCACUCCCUGGAUGGGGAACCUGAUUCUGCCUGUCGCCUGCAAAAACAACGAGCGUUGCAAAGCGGAUAUGGUCAGAGAGAAAUCCGAGGCGACAGGACUCAAAAGUACUCCCGUUUUUUCCCUCUUUCUGAAUAUUCUAUCCAUUGAUGCUGAGGGCUGCAAGAAGGUCAUUGAGGCACGAAGGAGUGCGGAGAUCCGCAUUCCUCGGAGACCAGCAGUCAGAAAGAGCCUUCCGUCCGCCCCCCCCCGUAAACGCAGAGUGGCCGAGAUGCUGGCUGAGAAGCGUGAGCAGGAGCGUGGGAAUGAGGCGCAGGAUCAGAAGAAGAGUGGCCUCAUCAUGAUGAUUUCACCGCCCGCGGUAACGACACAACCGCUUCUGCAGGGGAUCGCGGCUCCAAUCGUGUCCGCUCCUGACCAACUUCCAACCGCUGCGAAGGGAAAGGACGCCCUUAGCACGCCAAAGACCGCCCGCUCGCAGAAACGUACUCCGAAACCCAAGGCUGCCCCAAAAGCUAAAUUGCCUGGGAAGUCACAGAAUAACAAGCAAGCUCAGAAUAUCUCCCAGGUGCCGCUCCCUCCCCAAUCCCACAUUUCUUGGAUUUUGACCCCCCACGGCUUGCUGCCAGUGACCGGCCUGGGGAUCCCAAUUGCCCCCCAAGCCCCGCCUGUCGAAAUCAACUCAUCAUCGACCGGGUCUCGCUUUCGACGUCUGAAGCCAAAGCCGGAUAAUUCUCUUACAUUCUAUAUUAACAGGCCGCUGGGCGCGCAGUCUCCCUCAAGCGUGUUGCAGAUCGGGCCCGGUGUGUGCGUCCCAGCUGGCCUUCCCUCCCCCUCCGCCGUAGGGGAGCGGACAGUCUUCAGUCUGGCCCCCGCCCUGUCCGCGUCUCCGGGCACGCAUGCCAAUGUCGCUUGCCACAAUAUAGACGUUUCGUUCACGGCUCCCGGCGGCUCUGUAACGCCUGUUCGCGCUGCAGUGAGUGCGGGCGCGUCUGUGGCUGAAUCGGCUGGCGUGCUUUCCCAGGUCACGCCCGGGUACGCCCCUGCCCUCACUUAUUCCCAAGCGCUACCCACCCUCCAAGUGUGUCGGCCGCAAGCUCCGCACACCACUGCUAACGCUUCGGUUAACCCCGCGACCGCUCCUACAAAACCUGCAUCCCUGUCCCAGCAGGUUUUCAGUCCUGCCACUAAACCUGCUUUGUCUGUCAGCCCUAGACCUGAACAAACUUUGAGUAUUGACCCAGGCCUUAUAUCUGCAGAGGACGCAUCUCACGUGGCAGAAUGGAUGAGAGGGAAAGGGGGGGUCAAGCUCCCUCCGUUAGAUGUUACCCUGCCAUACCUGCCUCCCUUUGUCAGCAGUCUUAGCACACUCAUGGCUCUCCUCAAAUGCAAAAGCCACCUGGAAAGGUGUGCUUCGUCACUACUGUCUUCCGGUGGAGAAAGUUCCGGAGACGGAGCGGCAGAGACAGGGAUCCGCCGGCUGGUUGCGGAGCGUUUGAGCAGUAACCCGGCCUACCUGCUCCUGAAAGCCCGUUUCCUCUCCUGCUUCUCCUUACCUGCCUUCCUGGCCACUGUUCCUCCGCACAGGGAGGAUGAGGACAGUGCAUUCCACUCAGAAGAUGUUGGUUUUCCGCUUUGUGAAGGAAUGCCCAAGCAGGAGGGGCUGCUCAGGACGGAUGGAAAGGGGGCAGAGGCUGGUGAGUUCAGUGGAAUUGCUACUCAACAAAGAACAAGUGCCUGCAGGACAGACGCUCCAGCGGAUGACUAAUGUUCAUAUCGUAUUUGAGUGGUGGAAAUCAAUUAUUCCUGUAAACGAUAUUCAGGAAUGGCAGGAAUGAACACCUCAAAUCUUGUCACUUAUUCCCCCUUAAUAAUCUCUUCAAGACAAACUUGUGAUCAGGAUUCAGCACUUUUUACUGCACUGCAAUAAUCUGUCUUUUGUGCUCUUGUGUAAUGGCAGCCCCUUUAUCAGAGUCUUGAUUAUAUUAAGCAGUGAAACUGAGCAGUUGUAAAUUCUUGGUUUUUUUGGUGUAAUAAUUUGAGACAUGUGAGGAAAGAUGUUGUCAUUGUGAUGUUCUUUUUUGAUAAAAUGUUGAAGAUGCGUUUGUGUUCUGUUAGGUUCAUUGUAUUAUGCAGUUUUGCCACUUACAGGUUUACACCUGUAUAAUUUCUGUUUACUUCAAAUGAUUUAAUUAAGUACUAUGUCAUGUUUUUGAAUAAAGCAUAGCUGUUGUUUUAA
Molecule: messenger RNA, 4654 nt
Organism: Conger conger (European conger)
Lineage: Eukaryota; Metazoa; Chordata; Actinopteri; Anguilliformes; Congridae
Product: snRNA-activating protein complex subunit 4-like
Exons: 24
Coding region: 227-4183 (1318 amino acids)
Source: RefSeq, a predicted model, not a curated record